UGGCGCGGAACUUGUGUCAGACUAGAGAAACAACAGGUCGAUAACAACUUUACAACCGGAGGAAACUUCAAACUUAUCCACUGACUGGUGAUCAAUUCAAACUCUGGAGACGAAUAACAUCCGAAAUAAUUUCUUGGCUUCUGGAUUCAUCGGGUUGGCUGAUGGUGCAUAAACCCAUUCAGGAUGAACUGUGAGCUUUUGGCAACAUGCAGCGCUCUGGGUUACCUAGAGGGAGACAGUUAUCACAAGGAACCUGACUGUUUGGAGAGCGUUAAAGACCUGAUCCGGUAUUUACGUCAUGAAGAUGACACUCGUGAUGUUCGGCAGCAGCUCGGCGACAGCCAGAUUGUUCAAAACGAUCUCCUUCCAAUUAUCGUUCAGUACAGACAAGACAAAACCUUGUUUGACGCCUGCAUCAGGCUCAUGGUUAACCUCACCCAGCCUGCCAUGCUGUGUUUUGGUAAAAUCCCAGAUGAUCCAGUGUUCAGGCAACACUUCAUGCAAGUCACAUCUCAUUUGCAGGCCUAUAAGGAGGCUUUUGCCAGUGAGAAGGUGUUUGGGAUUUUAAGUGAGACUUUGUACAACCUACUUCAACUGGAUUGGGAACAAAGACAGGACGAGGACAACCUGCUGAUCGAGAGGAUUUUACUGCUGGUCAGAAACGUUCUUCAUGUGCCAGCAGAUCCCUGUGAAGAGAAGAAGGUGGAUGAUGACGCCAGCGUACAUGACCGGGUGUUGUGGGCCGUUCACAUGAGCGGUUUUGACGACCUGGUCAAGUUUCUGGCGUCUGCCCAGAGCGAGCAGCAGUGGAGCAUGCAUGUGCUGGAAAUUAUCUCCCUCAUGUUCAGAGACCAGACUCCCGAAGCGUUGGUGAGCGCCGGUCACGCUCGCUCCGCUGAGGAGAAGCAGAGAGACGCUCAGGAGCUGGAGGCGCUGAGGCAGAAGGAGCAGGCAGAGAAACGCUCUCGCACGCUGCAGAGAGGAACCAGACAUUCUCGCUUUGGGGGAUCUUUUGUGGUUCAAGGCCUGAAAGCGAUCGGGGAGAAGGACGUGAUCUAUCACCGAAAUCUAAACAAUUUCAAAUGUUAUACUCACGACCUGGGAAAAGCAGUGAGGCGUGUUCCUAAGAGAAACCGGCAGGCCCAGGACUGCAGGGACAAACGGCGCUCAGCGCUAAACGUUCGGCUCUUCCUGCGCGAGUUCUGCGUGGACUUCCUGGAGAACUGCUACAACCGACUCAUGUACCUCGUUAAGGAAAGUCUAAUCCGCGAACAAACGCAGCAACACGACGAGACCUAUUACCUCUGGGCGCUCAGCUUCUUCAUGGCCUUCAACCGUGGCAACGGUUUCCAUGCCGACCUCGUCUCAGAGACCAUGUCUGUUCGUACAUUCCACUUCAUUGAACGCAACAUUACCAAUUACUAUGAAAUGUUGCUAACGGACCGCAAAGAGGCGACAUCCUGGUCCCGCAGGAUGCAUCUCGCUCUAAAGGCGUAUCAGGAACUUCUGCUAACUGUGAACGAAAUGGACCGCUCUGCCGAUGAAGGCAUCCGUCAGAGCUCUAAUGUCAUUAAAAGCAACAUCUUCUACCUGAUGGAGUACAGAGAGAUUUUUCUGACCUUGCUGAGGAAAUACGACGAAACCAAGCAGCCUCACUCCUACCUAAAAGACCUGGUGGAGUCAACGCAUCUCUUCUUACGAAUGCUGGAGCGCUUCUGCAAAGGCCGGAAGAACUUAAUCGUUCAGAGAAAGAAGGUCAGGCGGAAGAAGUCUCAAGGUCAAAAGAAGCAGCCGGCUCAGGAGUCGAGUUCAGAAGUGCUGGAGGAAACUUGGAAGAUUGUUGAGGAAGAGCUGAGGGCGACUGAGUUUCAGGUGUCGGCAUCGUUGACUGAAAGCAUCGUGCCUUUUGAUGCUGCGUCAGAAACGCCUCUGGAGGAGCAGCGAACUGAGGCCAUGGUUCGGGUGCAGGACGCUCUGCUGGCCCGACUGGGACCUGAAGCUCUGGCGCUGCUGCGGGCCGCCAGGGAAGUAUGGCCAGAUGGAGAUGUGUUUGGUUCAUCUGACGUUGAACCAGAAGAAGAACUGGAUCUUCUUAAACAGAUCUUCCAGGCCAACCUGCCAAGGCCUCCUCCUGAGACGAUUGCUGAGGACGAUGAUGAAGGAGCAGAAUUGGAAGAGGAGGAACUAGAAUCUGUCCAGCUUUCUGAAAAAGAGUUCAAUAUCCUAGACUUUAUCAAAAGGUUUGCCAACCCCAGCAUCGUGCGUUCGUAUCUUCUCCUCUUGAAAUCCUACUCGAAGAACACGCCUCACACAAACCACUGCGUCGCUCGGAUGCUGCACCGCCUGGCCGUCGACCUCAAGAUGGACGCUCUGCUUUUCCAGCUGUCAGUCUUCCACCUUUUCAACAAAAUCCUGAAUGAUCCUGCCGCAGAUGCUUACAAGGUGCAGUAA
This is a messenger RNA of Xiphophorus couchianus (Monterrey platyfish), 2451 nucleotides long. It is a transcript of the gene timeless, whose product is annotated as timeless circadian clock. The record is from RefSeq and is a predicted model, not a curated record. Gene Ontology annotation, biological process: DNA replication checkpoint signaling; replication fork arrest; DNA repair. NCBI's taxonomy places the organism in Eukaryota, Metazoa, Chordata, Actinopteri, Cyprinodontiformes, Poeciliidae. Gene Ontology annotation, cellular component: replication fork protection complex. The transcript is spliced from 18 exons. Gene Ontology annotation, molecular function: DNA binding. The coding region runs from base 184 to 2451 and encodes 755 amino acids.